GAGAGAGACGGAGGGACGAGUGGAGACAGAAAAUGAGCGUGUCUGCUUGAAGGCUAUUUCAGUGCACGAGUUAAGGUGUGUGUGUGUGUGUGUUUGCGCAUGAGGGAGAGUGGUUUAUGGAAGGGGGUGUGUUUAUGGGAAAUAGAAAUUUUGUGUGUGUGUGUAAGUGUGCGCGCUUGUGUGUAUGUGCGUGUUUACACAGACGGGAAUACUGCGCCAAAGGAAGUGCGCCGGUUCCCCGUCUGCGCGUCCCGACUUCCUGCUCUGAGGCAGGAGAGAGAAAAGCUACGGAUCCGCUUUCAGACAGCAGCAGCAGCAGCAUGGAGCCCCAACACAAGACACACACACCACUUUAAACACGAACAGACACAUCACGCAGGGCAGACGGACAGAGGAGCGACAGCCGACCUCAGUAGGAUUGCCUGUGUCUCUGGUGUCAUCUCGUCAUGGAGAGUUCCAUCACACUCUGGCAGUUCCUGCUGCAGCUGCUGCUUGACCAAAGUCACAAACAUCUUAUCUGCUGGACGUCCAACGAUGGCGAGUUCAAGCUGCUUAAGUCAGAGGAAGUGGCCAAGCUCUGGGGGCUGCGCAAGAACAAGACCAACAUGAACUAUGACAAGCUGAGUAGAGCCCUGCGCUACUACUACGACAAAAACAUCAUCAAGAAGGUGAUCGGCCAAAAGUUUGUUUACAAGUUUGUGUCAUUCCCCGAGAUUCUGAAGAUGGACCCUGCGGCGGUGGAGUCAGGCCGCAGCAGUGAGGAAAGUGGGGGUGCAACAUCAGAACCUGAAGCUGAAGACGAAGAUGGGUGUGGGAGAAACCAAUACCUCCACUCCGGCCUGUACUCCUCCUUCACCGUCAGUUCCCUGCAACACUCCUUAGAACCGCACCAACAGAUCAAGAUGGAGCCCCGAUCAGAUCGCCAUGACGACAGCUCCUCUGUCAUCCGAUUUAUAACCAACCGUGGUCACUCGUCCCUACCAUCCACCCCACCUCCAUCCUCAGCUGAGACCUCCCACUCCUCCAGGCCAUCUUCUCAGCAGGCCCGCUCAUCCUCCUGCUCUUCCUCCCCGCCACAAAGCCCCGCCCACACACUGUGGAGAGGGCGGGGUCAGAGCACAGAGACUUGUGAGGUAGAGCAGAACACUCAACCUCUAAACCUGUCAUCUGGUCAGAGGGAGAGAGUGAGGUCACAGACCACAACAACACCAGAAAGAAAGGGAUUAGUCAAUGGUGUGCCUUUGAAAAGCAGAAAACCCAAAGGCUUGGAAAUCUCUGCCUCUUCACUCCUCCUGACAGGAAGUGACCUUGUCUCCAUUGCUCUCAACAGCCCGGCGCUGCCUUCAGGGUCCCUGACCCCCGCCUUCCUUACCGCACAGACUCCGUCUGGUCUGCUGCUCACUCCCAGUCCUCUACUCUCCAGUAUCCAUUUCUGGUCCAACCUCAGUCCAGUGGGACCCCUCAGCCCAGCCCAACUGCAGAGCCAUGCCCCCCUCUUUCAGUUCCCCACACUGCUGAAUGGACCCAUCCCCGUGCCUUUACCCAACAUGGACGCUCCCUCUCCUCUUCUGCUGUCCUCCAGCACCCACAAGUCCUGAUACCAUCCCGAAUUUUAUCAGCAAACUGGGCCAAACCAGGCCGAACUAGGCCAGACCAGUGCAGAUAAGGACAGAGCCUUAAACUUUGAUGGUGAACCACAUGAAAGCUGGACUUCCUCUGAGUCCAGUUACUCUUCUGAUCUGAAACCUGUUCCUUUGCAUUUAUUAUAAGAAGAAACAGGAGCUUCACUUUGAAGCUUUGCUCUCUGAGAGGAGUGUAUGCAUUAGACAUUUAUUUUUGCGUUUAAAACAUGCCAGUGUUCUUGACAUUUGUGCUUGGUGUUUUCCUCUUUUCAGGAUGCUCCUUAAUUUCUUUUCAUGAAAGGAAACUGACAGGAGGUCGCUAUUGUCUGCUUAUUUUACAUCUCAUCUCAUUAAGCUUGGUUUAAAUUUUAACAAUACGGACUGCUGCAAUAUCAUGAAUGCCCUCCCCCUUUGCCCAGGCUAAUGUCAAUAUCCACACCAAUGACUCAAACAAUCUGGGAAAGGAAAGUCCUCAUCAGGAAGACCUCACUGAGUCCAUAGACUGUGCAAGUGUAAUCUAGAAUGUAAGUCACAUUACUUAAUAAAACCAAAUGCAGCUUCGAGUAAAUAACUUUUCAUGUUGAUACCAUAUACUAUAAAGAAAUAUACUUAUUUGUCUUCCUACCAAGUUAGCCUCAGAUGACAAAAUUAACAUAUCUGUGAGCUAUGAAGCUAUAGCCAGAAGCUAUGUAGCUUAGCAUAAGGGUGAUAUCAGCUUCCUAAACUUACUCUCUGCAAGUUCUCAGCUUGAAGAUUCAAUACUAUAAGGUUACACAUGUUAGUAACUUAGCCAAAAGAGCUAACAGUGGGUGCUAAGUCUACCUUUAAACAGACCAUAUCUUCAAAUAUGAGUCAGUUUGGGUGGUAUGAAAAGUACGAUGAGUGAUGCAGGGUAACUGUCUCAGGAUCGUUUUUAUUGUUACAUUUGAUACAAAUUUCCUCAGAUCUAAACUGUUUCAGCUGAGUGUGGCCACAUUUAAUGACUCCCUCACCGACACCUAGCAGAGCAACUGCUAGCCGGCGUGCUAAAAUGCUGUAAUAUCUUCAUUUUGUUCUCUGUAUGUAUUGCUUUGACUUGACGCUGUGAAAUUUUUAAAUUUCUGUACAGUUUCAUGCUUCUUUUUUCUUUUUAAAUGCACUGUACUUUUAAGCCUUGUACCAGCUGUGCCUUAAUAUUAUAAGACUUGUGUAAAUGUAUUAAACUUUAAACCAGGUUUUAAUAGACAUUCAAGGUCAAAAUUGCACAAAAACUUGUUGUUUUUGUAAAAUAGCUUCUGGUUAUUUUUAUAGAGAAAUUAAUGGAAAUGUACUCUCAGUGAUUUGCUUGUAUUUUGCUGUUUUGUUAAGAGAAUUGUUAGUUUUUUUGGAAUAAAAUGAAUUACUUUUCAGAA
Scatophagus argus is the source of this 3013-nucleotide messenger RNA. It is a transcript of the gene elk3, whose product is annotated as ETS transcription factor ELK3. Gene Ontology annotation, cellular component: nucleus. Lineage: Eukaryota; Metazoa; Chordata; Actinopteri; Scatophagidae. Gene Ontology annotation, biological process: regulation of transcription by RNA polymerase II; cell differentiation. Gene Ontology annotation, molecular function: sequence-specific DNA binding; DNA-binding transcription factor activity, RNA polymerase II-specific. The transcript is spliced from 5 exons. The coding region runs from base 447 to 1598 and encodes 383 amino acids. The record is from RefSeq and is a predicted model, not a curated record.